Molecule: messenger RNA, 3462 nt
Organism: Pseudogymnoascus verrucosus
Lineage: Eukaryota; Fungi; Ascomycota; Leotiomycetes; Thelebolales; Thelebolaceae
Exons: 2
Coding region: 796-3462 (888 amino acids)
Cellular component (GO): microtubule organizing center
Source: RefSeq, a predicted model, not a curated record
GUCGUCUAUCGAUAACCCCCGUACCCCCGGUAUAUGGGGCUGGCACUCGCAAGCUGGGCAGAGUAGUGGAUCAACCCCCCGGGCAGCUCAAUGAGAUCCUGGGUUUUUUUAUCCCGAUGGGCUCAGGAGUAAAAAAAGGCUCAGCCCAGAAAGAGCAGAAUCCAGUAAAGGCGGUGGCACAUCCAGCUGACGGGGAAGAAGUGCAACAACCUCCCUCCUUUUUGACCCAGUCCUCCCUCACCUGCAUACCACCUGUCGUGCAUCCCGCCUUCUCGUCCAACGGCUCUCAAGAAAAGGUCCUUCCUUCUAAAUCCACUACUCAGUUUACCAGUCUCGUCUCACCUGUACGCAUUCUGGAACUCGCUGUCUCACAUUCUUACUCUCCUUGAGUCGACUUGCCUACACAGUGCUCCAUCGCCCAGCAUAAACAUCCGCAAUGUAAGGAGGGCGACUGCGACCCAGGGAGCUGAAAAGAAACAAAAGACCACCCCCGUGCUUUAAACAACCAGACGUGCAGUUUCGUCUCAGCCUAUACCUCUUCGCCAAUCUCAACCUGCAACGGCGCGCAAACAGGCUGGCUUUGCAUCUAAGCCUCUGGAUACCUACAGACUGACUUCAACGUCACACGACAGUUUCCAACGCUCUCUUCUAAAAACAACAACAACAACAAUUCCAGCUCUAGCAUUAUACUGCACAAGAAAGGACAGCACUCGCCUGCUUGGGCACAUACAGGAUAUCCCGGGAGCACCGCAUCACACCGCGCCCCACUACCAAACAUAACAUAAAGUCGACACCAUGGACACCCGCGAGAUCGACCGCCAUCCCACACCAGAGCGAACAAGGCCACCUGGGUCCAGCGCCUCCCUCCAGUCCCGCGGCACAGCAGGAAGCUCCAACACCUCCUCUUCGAACCUCCCCCACCACCGAAUCCAAAACAUACGCAGCGAUCGAGGCAAGAUGCAUGAUGCCGCAGAGCAAGGUGGGAGAGAGGGACAGGGACAGGGCGGAGACCUGCUACAGGAGAAGCUCCGCGAGAUGAAGGCGGCGAGGCUGCAUGAGCGCAGGAAGAGCAGAGAUGCCGCUGCGUAUCAGGAUAUGCAGCGGGGAUCGCAGAGUUCGCCAGCGGGCCCACGGCGGCGCGAUCAGGAAUUGGAGGCACCUGGGUCGGCGGAUCGGAGAGCUGACCGUGCGAAUGGGAAGCAGAAAUUGGGUGUCAAGGCUACGGAAGAUAGAGUUUCCGCUUUACUAAAUGAGAACUUUGAUCUCAAACUCAAAUUACACCACCGAAAGGAGCAGCAAUCGAAACUCGAAGAGCGCCUGGAGGAUUUAGAGGAGCAGGUUAAGCAACAACAUGAGCUUCAAGAUAUGAACGAGCAAUUGGUUUCUGAGCUGGCUAAGCGGGACGUGGCCAUUGAACAGGCCGUCAACGUCAUAAUCGAGCUUGAAGAGAAGGUCGACAAACUCAUGGAGGAACGAAAUGCAGUCAGGUCCCUCCAAGCAGCAACAAGUCUCUACUUGAGUGACCGCGACGACAGCACUAUCAACAGUGGAACAAACAGCGGAACAAAUAGCCAGAUCGUGGGCAGCUCGCCUCCAGACGACCCCCGGUAUCGCGCCAACUCCGACAUAACCCCCUUAGGGCACCGACGACAGGAAUCGCAUUCGAGGUCGCUCGCGAGAAUGCCCUCGUUCCUGUCUGAGCGAACUGAGGAGACGGAGGCUCUGCGCAGCCUUUACAUACCCCGUGACCAGAGUUUACCCAGACUAUCAGAAGAUAAUGGCGGAAAGGACGACAUGGCGUCUGAACUGGAUGGAAUGAACAGCCCCCGCCUGAGCGUCCUGAGCGAGAGCUCGUUUAUAAGUGUGUAUGGGGCGAAGAGCAAUGGCCAGGAUCUGGACAGCCUGGACUUGGAAUAUGAGAACUUGGAUUCGCCCGAGCCAAACCGCUUUAUGAACGCCACAUCCGUGGACCAAUGGGUCGGAGACGGCCUCAAAAAUGCAAACCCGAUGGGGCGAAAAUCAUCUGGGCGAGUUCCGGGUGUUGUUGCCGUAGGACAAUUCCUAUCUAUGAACGACGUCGUGAAGUCGCCGCUCCAGCGACUCGAGAAGCUCCAGCGCAUUGUUGAGAGGCGUAAUGGGCCGGCCAUUGCAGCUCGCCUCAUGCAAAAUACGUCGGAUCACAAACCAAAUGAUCCGCCGAGGUCUGUGCCUGCGAAGCCGGACAGCAUUCGGAGAACGGACUUGGAGUCUUUCGAGCAACGCGCCCUGCCUCCCACGCCAGACACCUUCAGCACCAACUCGCUACAGCAGUACAAGAAUUCAAAUUCAACCGAUACCCUCAACGCCGACGCGACUAGCUUCGUGUCCAGAAAGACACAGGAACACGAUGAUAACAGGCCUUACCUGAGCCGUGCCCAGACCAGCCCUGAGUACGACCUAGCCCGACUCCGUCGCCCCCGCAGCGCCGCCGAGACCAUCACGAGCCGCCGCGACGGACAUGGCUGGGACACUGCGACUCAGAGCGAAGUCACAGAGACGAACUCUGACAUCGCCAGUGAGGCAACAAGCACCAUGGACCCCUGGGUAUCAGCAGCACGAGAGAACCUUCGACCGGUCACAUUCCGCGCACCAGAGAUGUUCUCCUUCGGCGAGGACUACAAGAAAGACUGGGGCCGCGACGUGAUGUUCAACCGCCGCGACGACGACAUCCCCAUCCGCUCGCGCAAACCCCUCGACGCCUCCAACCCCCGUGCCGAGGACAUCACACCCACUAUCUACCGCUACGAGCGCUCCGCAAGCGGCUACAUCAAAGACCCGCAAGCCUCCCUCGCCGCCCAAAUCGAAAACUCAUACCAUCCCGCGCCCCCGGAGCGCCGCUCCUCCCUCGCUAACCCUGGCUCCCCAGCAGGUAACGAGAAACGCCUCCGUCGCCUCCAAGCUGCGCGCGCUGAAGCAGAUGCGCCAGAGCCGCCGCCUCAUGGACCUAAGGCGUCGCCGCAGAAGACUAUAGAGGAGCCGCAAAAGCGCGGCUUGUUUAAGAUGCUCGGCCUAGGCCGCUCGGUAUCAGCGGCUGUUUCGCAGAUGCCACCACCGGCUUUCAUGCGUGGGAGUAGUGAACAACCCCCUAUCACUACCAAGGAUAUAUCGGCUCCCAAACGCAUCACGGUCGUUGAAGACAUCCGUGAUGCCUCUGCUACCCCGCCACCUAUCUCGCGCUACCCGCGCGGACGCGCUACAGCUGACGCCCCGAGGCCGUCGACGUCGCAUAGUAUGGAGUCCCGCGGCCCGAGCAGCAGGGUGCAUUGGGAGCGGAGGCUGAGUACGGGUGCGAGUCCGACUGAUGGGGGUGAGGGGACGGGAAUCCUGGAGACGGGGAUGGGGGGGAGGGAUAUUAGGGAUACGGCCAGUACGAGGACGAGGAGGUGGUAUGCCCUUGGACGGGUGGGGAGUUUGAGGAGGUAG